GACCCACUGGAGAGCAGGACUCGGUCCAACCCACUGCGCCAUCGCGCCCUCCAGCCAUCCAUGUAUUGUUUUUACAGAGGGAACUUCAGGUAUGGGCCACAGCAAAAGUGACACAGAUCCCUGUAAGAAGCGAUCGGUCCCCCUGGAGCAGGACACAGAGUGGAGAGUGCAACUGAAGCAGCGAGUAUGGCGUUUUUCUCAACGAGCACCUAGCUUGCGCUAGAGGACACAAAGUCCCUGUCCUUUGCUUUGGACAGACUUCUCAAACCACAGGGAAGCAAGGCCACUCCCUCGAUCUGCACCAACAGCUGGCUGUCGCCAUGGUUACCCAGGCUGCUGGCCAGCCGUGCCGACUGGGCACAACAGGGCGGUCAGUCAGCACAGAGCACAGAACUCACCUGGUACGCCCCGCUAGCAACAAAACAAGAGAUAAAAAUCAGGUCAGACGGGAUGUUCGGAGAUGGAGCAGGAGAGAGAGAGAGAGAGGCUAUGGAGCACUACCUGCCUCACCUUUGAUGGCUUAAUUACACAGUGGACGGAGGAAAGAAGGAAAACGACUCGCCGGCAGUUCAUUUUGAGUCCACGCAGAGCGCGCGCUCCAAAGCUCGGAGCGGCACGCAGGGGGGCGAUGCUGAGCACACGAUCACUGACAGACUCGACCGAAGCGAGAGCCGGGAGCCGAGCGCAGUGGCGGGUACGACGCUCCGAGAACUUAGGUCAUGGCAGAGAAAGAAGUGUUCCAGAUAGGCAUUCAACUGACGAGAGUGCCAUGGUGGGGCCUGCUUCUCCAGCCAUCUGGCUAAAACCCAUGACGUGAAUUUGCUAAGGGAUUGCUCAUAAGGCGUGAGCAAAAGCAAGACCUUCCUCUGCGUCCAGGCAACGCAUGUCCAGUCCAAUGUAUCCACACAGCAAAGGAGCUAUCAGGAACCUACACAGUCCGCUCUCAGCACUGUCCUCCACAGAUGGCUUGACCUUUAGCAGUUAGUGACCAACACCGUUCCACUGUCACCAGCGCUUUGCAGACCGUCCACUGAAUUCUCAUGUUCCAUUCCUUCAGAUCACUGUGCGUCAUGACACUGAGGAGCUGCCUGUGGAUUACAGCUGUUCUGCUCAUUGACGUUUGUUGCAGUGACUCUUCAUCAUGUUCCUGUCCGCCUACCACUGACUUCUGUCUUCAGAAUCAAAGUAAUAUCUGGGUCAUUAAAGAUAAUUAUACAGGAGUCAUUUGGCUCAACCAAAGCUCUGGCGACUAUACAAGCAAGAUGUGUAUAAUUGCAACAAACAACACAGUAAAUAACAACAGCUCAUUUUUGGUGACGGAGACCAGUACGAUGCAUACUUUACGCCUGAAAAAAAUAUAUGCUUCCAGGCCUGACUUAGAGCUGACUAUUUUUAAAGGACUGAACUGCUCUUCUUUCCCGUCAUUAGCGGUGAUGGGCACAGCAGGGACCUGCCAGAACACCUCAGUGAAACCGAGGUCCAUUUGUAACGGCAACGUACAGUUUGAUUCAUUUUCUUGCCGUGAUCAGCCUAAUGACACGUUCAUCGUCAACAUAACAUAUGAAGGGAAAAAUGCAUCAUGCAUCACAUGUGACCCCGCAGGACUUCCAUCGACAACUGUUGAACAACCACCACUUAGCAGUAACUGUAGUGUCAUAAAUUCAACAGCUGCUAAGGAAGCAAUGGACAAUCUCAGCGAUAUUGUGUCAAAAAUGGAGAAUGAAUCCACUGUAGCUGUUUCCAUGGGAGAGGUCAAGGGGAUCCUUUCGGUGAUUUCCAAAGAUGAGCAAAAUGCAAAGUUUGUUCUCACCUCCAAAAACAGCUUUGGAAAACCGGGAAAGGGAGCUGAUACAAACAAUGACUUUUCUGCAUCUUUUAUCAUCCCAAAUGAUGCCUUAAAACUGGCAAGGCAGGCAAUGAAUGUGGUUUACGUUGGAGUGUUUCAUUUCCCAAGCUUUACACCAGAUGAAAAGAAUAGCACACUUUUAAACAAUGAAGUUAUUGCUAUUGAAAUGGGAGUACGUAUAAAAAAUCUCUUAAAUCCCAUACAACUUCAGUUCACAAAUGUUAAUGUGGGGACUCAAACUGCCCACUGUUCAUCUUGGGACAGUCAAGGGAACAGUCCAGUCUGGACAACAGACGGCUGUGAAACCACAACUAACAAUGGAACCAUAACAUGUUGCUGCAAUCACUUGACCUUCUUUGCUAUUCUAAUGACUACGGAGGACAAGCUAAUUCUGUCCAGCAAAGACCUGCAGUCUCUUACGUACAUCACGUACAUCGGCUGUGGGAUGUCCAUGUUCUUCCUGGGCGUUGCUCUCUUCAUGCAUUUCUUACUGAGGAGAACAAAAGCCAGCAAGUCAACCAGGAUCCUGAUAAACCUGUUCCUUGCCAUGUUCUUGCUGAAUCUCACCUUCCUGUCGAAUGAGUGGGUGGCUAAUAUAAAAAACAACUUUUCAUGCAUUUUCAUUGCUAUGGCAACACAUUACUUCAUGCUGUCCACGAUCACGUGGUUCGCAAUAGAGGCGUUCCAGCUAUACUUACAGCUGAUCAAAGUGUUCAACAUUGACAUCCGCCACUACAUGGCAAUUAUCCUCAUCACUGGAUGGGCAAUGCCUUUUGUGGCUCCUCUUGGGAUUGUUAUAUCGGGAAACUAUGGCAACCUCACCAUAUAUGCCAAUGGGACUACAGCGCAUAUGUGCUGGAUCAGAAACAAUACUGUUGAAUACAUUGUGAAUAUCGGCUACUACGCAGUGGUGUUCCUAUUCACCUCCAUCAUUUUCAUCGCGGUGCUAAAGAGAAUAGUUUAUCUGAAGAGCGCUAAAGUGGGCAGCCCCUCACAGCGCUCCAUCACAAAGGAGCUGUUCACUGUGUUAGGUUUGUGUGCCCUUCUAGGGAUCACCUGGGGGUUUGCAUUCUUCAGCUAUGGGCCCCUCCGCAUACCAUCCUACUACAUUUUCACCAUUCUCAACUCGUUCCAAGGCUUCUUCCUUUUCCUGUACUAUUACAACACAGCCAAAGUAAUUGGAGAUAAACCCAACCUCGCUACCACGACUUCAACUAGCAGGAGCGCUUCUCAGAAUACCAUGCAUCAAACCAAAUCAAACCUCGGGUGAUCUGUAGAGUCAGAGAUGGCCGAAUCUGUGAGGUCAUUAUUAGCUGGACACUUUCUCAGGAACCAGUCAGGACACAUCAUGGCACACAUUCACAAAUGGGCAAACAGUUAUGGUAGAUUAACACUGCAAGUUGCUUUGAGAAAAACCAUCAGCUAAAUAAAUAAAUGUAAAGCAUAGGUUCUUAUUACCUGAAAUGCCUUCUAUUCAAGGCAUAACAACCUGCUCAUUAAGAAAUAUCAGAAUGCAAAAAGUUAUAUAUGUUUUCAUGUUGUUUUACUUACUCUUGAAAACUUAGCCCAAGAAUUUAAAAGUAGAAUAGAAACUCUAAAAUUUAAAGAAUGUAACUGUAGAGUCUUAGCUUGGCCACAAGGGGGAGAUAGAGCCCUUUCACGCACAAACCUGGAAUGAUCACGUGAUUAUGACUUAAAGCACAGAUUCAUGAAACCAAAUCACUUUGGCCUUCACUGGGAGAUGUAAAUAGUCUUGAUUUUCAA
This is a messenger RNA of Scleropages formosus (Asian bonytongue), 3610 nucleotides long. RefSeq names its product adhesion G protein-coupled receptor G3. The record is from RefSeq and is a predicted model, not a curated record. The coding region runs from base 1041 to 3116 and encodes 691 amino acids. Gene Ontology annotation, cellular component: plasma membrane. Gene Ontology annotation, biological process: adenylate cyclase-activating G protein-coupled receptor signaling pathway; cell surface receptor signaling pathway. The transcript is spliced from 23 exons. Gene Ontology annotation, molecular function: G protein-coupled receptor activity. Lineage: Eukaryota; Metazoa; Chordata; Actinopteri; Osteoglossiformes; Osteoglossidae.